Molecule: messenger RNA, 5144 nt
Organism: Uloborus diversus
Lineage: Eukaryota; Metazoa; Arthropoda; Arachnida; Araneae; Uloboridae
Gene: Usp7
Product: ubiquitin carboxyl-terminal hydrolase 7-like
Exons: 34
Coding region: 321-3635 (1104 amino acids)
Biological process (GO): regulation of protein stability; protein deubiquitination
Cellular component (GO): cytosol; nucleus
Molecular function (GO): cysteine-type endopeptidase activity; protein binding; cysteine-type deubiquitinase activity
Source: RefSeq, a predicted model, not a curated record
GCCAUCUUGUUUAUUUUCAUGACAUGAGGUUGAUCUUGCCGUUCGACGAAGGCAGGAUAGUAAAUUGUAUUAACUUUCUAUCGGUGAGCAUUUAACUAAAUUUGCUGCCUUUUUUUUAGUAAUAUAUAUCGGUGUUCGGGUGUUGAUGCCUUCCCCUUCCUGGGGGGUUGACACCAGCAGACAUUGGGCGAAUAGCGAGCAAGUAUUUUAAAGUGAGCGUGUCUGGAAAGAAUUUGGAGACUGGUUCGGGAAAAGAAAGAACAGUAAUUCACAUUAAAUCCAAGAAAAUUAAGGAAGGCCUCUAUUGUCCUGUUCCUAAUAUGAACCAUUUAAAUCAAGUUAUUUAUGAUAAACAUUGUCACCUUUCUGAAUCCGAAGAAAUGGACACUCGUGAAGAUGAUAAUGGACAAAUUCAAACUGAUGGAAGUGGAGAAGAACGAUAUUUAAAUGGUGAUAUACAGGAGGGAAAUUUAAGUAGUCAAGAAGAACCAAUGGAAGAAGAAGAUGAAGCUCGCUCUGAAGCAACGUUUAGAUUCGUCGUUUCAAAUUUUAGCAAAUUACGGGAAACAGCUCUUAGCCCACCAACAUUUGUUAGAAAUUUACCAUGGAAAAUCAUGGUUAUGCCUCGCACGAGUCAUGGACAAGAUAGGCAGCCGACUAGAAGUUUAGGUUUCUUUUUACAAUGUAAUGGAGAAUCUGAAUCAUCUACAUGGUCUUGUAAUGCUCUAGCUGAUUUAAAGAUAAUAGCCCAAAAAGAAGGAGUUGAAAAUUUUUCCAGAAAAAUCCAGCACCUAUUUUACAGUAAAGAAAAUGAUUGGGGAUUUAGUCAUUUUAUGACAUGGAAUGAUGUUUUAGAUGUAGAUAAAGGAUUCAUUAAAGAUGAUACAGUAAUUUUAGAAGUUAGUGUUACUGCUGAUGCUCCUCAUGGUGUGAGUUGGGAUUCUAAGAAGCACACUGGUUAUGUUGGUUUGAAGAAUCAAGGUGCUACAUGCUACAUGAAUUCGCUUCUGCAAACACUUUUCUUCACAAACAAGCUGAGAAAGGCUGUUUAUCAAAUACCCACCGAAAGUGAUGAUUCUUAUCGUAGUGUUGCUUUGGCUUUACAAAGGGUUUUCUAUGAGCUUCAGUUUUCAGACAGACCAGUUGGAACUAAGAAAUUGACUAAAUCUUUUGGGUGGGAGACAUUGGAUUCCUUUAUGCAGCAUGAUGUUCAAGAGUUAUGCCGUGUGCUUUUAGAUAAUAUGGAAAGUAAAAUGAAAGGCACGUGUGUUGAAGGGACUAUACCUCGACUUUUCGAAGGAAAAAUGACCUCUUUUCUUCGUUGCAAGCAUGUUGACUAUACCUCAAGUAGAAAAGAACCUUUUUAUGACAUUCAGCUUAAUGUUAAAGGCAAGAAAACAAUUAUUGAAUCUUUCAAAGAUUAUUGUGCUACAGAAACGUUAGAUGGUGAAAAUAAGUACGAUGCUGGCGAAUAUGGCUUACAAGAGGCUGAAAAGGGAAUUUUUUUUUCAUCUUUGCCGCCUGUUUUACAUCUUCAUUUAUUACGUUUUCAGUAUGACCCCAUGACUGAUCAAAAUAUCAAAAUAAAUGACAGAUUUGAAUUUCCAGAGCAGUUAAAUUUAGAGGAAUUUUUAAAAAGUGAAGAAGAAUCACCACCUGCUGUCUAUACCCUUCAUGCUGUUCUUGUACAUAGUGGAGAUAAUCAUGGCGGUCAUUAUGUUGUUUUUAUCAAUCCAAAAGGAGAUGGGAAGUGGUGUAAGUUUGAUGAUGACGUUGUGUCCAGAUGUUCAAAGCAAGAAGCAGUAGACCAUAAUUUUGGUGGUCAUGAAGAUGAUAUAACGGUUAAGCAUUGUACCAAUGCUUAUAUGUUAGUAUAUAUUAAAGACAGUGCAAUAGCGGAUGUUUUACAGCCUGUAGCAGAAGCAGACAUACCUGACCAGUUAGUUGAAAGGCUCCAAGAAGAAAGGAGACAAGAAACGUUGCGUAGGAAAGAACGCAAUGAAGCUCAUUUAUACAUGAAUGUACAAAUUCUUACUUCAGAUAACUUUUGUGGCCAUCAAGGUACAGAUCUGUAUGACCCAGACAAAGUUAAUUAUAGGACUUUUAAAGUAAAAAAAUUAGCUACUUUGCGAGAAUUCAUGGAAUUGAUAGCAGAACAAAUGAGAUACCCUGUUGAUAUGAUUCGACCUUGGCCUUUAAUUUACCGAACAAACCAGACUUGUAGACCUGUUGCUGUUGAUUUUGAAACUGAUUGUGAAAAACCAGUUAUUGAUGUUGCUGAUAAUUCUAGUCCAUGGACGGUAUUUCUAGAAACUGUUGAACCGGACUCGGGUAUGAACGCAUUGCAAGAGUUCGAUAAGGAAACUGAUGUGCUUCUUUUCUUCAAAUUGUAUGACCCAAAACAUAAGCGCAUGUCAUACUGUGGACAUACUUACAUGUCUAUUAAUGCCAGGGCAAGUGCGUUAGUACCUGUUUUAAAUGAUAGAGCUGGUUUUCCUGAAGAUACAGAAUUAAUGCUUUUUGAGGAAGUGAAACCUAAUGUAGUGGAAAAGAUAGAUGAUAUUAAUUUACCACUAGAAAAAGUUUUAGAUGAGUUAAUGGAUGGUGAUAUUAUUAUUUUUCAAAGAGCAGAUAUUAAUUUUAGUGAUUAUGAUCUUCCAACUGCUAAAGAAUAUUUUCGUGAUCUCUUCCAUAGAGUUGAAAUUACAUUCUGUGAUAAAACUAUUCCUACAGAUGGUGGUUUUACUAUUGAAUUAUCUUUGAAAAUGAAUUACGAUCAGAUGGCGAAUGCUGUAGCACAGAAACUUAAUACAGAUCCAUAUCUACUGCAGUUUUUUAAAGCUCAAAAUUACAGAGAUGGACCAGGUGCAGCAUUAAGAUGUACUUAUGAUGGAACGUUAAAAGAUUUACUAGGUGUAAUAAAAGCUAAACAGCCAAAGAAAAUUUAUUUUCAACAGUUGAACAUCAAGGUUAGUGAACUAGAAAAUAAAAAGCAGUUUAAGUGCACAUGGGUGAAUAUCAAAUUAAAAGAAGAGAAAGAACUUGUAUUAUAUCCGAGUAAAAAUGGUACUGUUGCUGAUCUAUUAGAAGAAGCAAAAAAACAAGUUGAACUAUCCGAAAAUGGUUCUGGUAGGCUUAGGUUAUUAGAAAUAAUAAGUUAUAAAAUUUUCGCUGUCCAAAGAGAGGAUAUGUCUUUAGAUUCUCUGGGGAAUCCUGGAACUAAAUCAUUAAGAAUUGAAGAAAUACCUCAAGAUGAAUUGGAAAUAGCUGAUGACGAGUUAUUAAUUCCAGUUGCUCAUUAUCAAAAGGAGGUGUUUUCCACAUUUGGGGUGCCUUUCCUACUAAAAAUUAAACACAAAGAUGCUUUUAAAGAUGUGAAAUUAAGGAUACAAAAGAAACUUGAAGUGCCAGACAAAGAGUUUGAAAGGUACAAGUUUGCUAUUGUUGUUAUGGGUCGACCACAAAUUGUUGCAGAUGACUCAGACUAUCAUGUAAAUUUAUCUGAUUUUCUUCCUCAUUCACAGUCAGCAGGUGCAGUUCAACCGAGGCCUUGGCUUGGCUUGGAGCAUAUAAACAAAGCUCCUAAGCGAUCUAGAUAUAAUUAUUUAGAAAAAGCAAUAAAAAUUCACAACUGACAUUCGGAGUUUAAAUAUUUAUUGAAUUCUGUGACAAAAGCAUCCUCCAGCUUUGCAACUGAUCUCCGGUUGCCCCUGCUGCUGGGAAAUUCAUUGCAGUCAGUCUUUCAUCAUUGUACAAACAUUACUGAAGUAUGCGUUCCUUCUCACGUCUCGUAGUGUUUCCAAAGGAGUACUCAGCAAAAUUAAACUUUUGUGAAGAUGGGGGAAAACUCAACAUUGCUACUGCAGAAAACCAACAGCGUUGAAGCUGAACUUUGAGGCCUUUGUUAAACCUGUUGUUACUUUGCCAAGUAUCGAGAUAGCCGACUUGUCCAUGGACUUGUAUGCAACCAGGUAUCCCAUCUGUCUGAAUUUUAACAUGAGUGCUUGGAGCAAUGAAUUUUAGCUUGUUAACGUUGGUAAUAUGGGUAUAGGAUUUUGUGAUUAUAACUCCCAACACCACUGUCACAGGGCUGAACUGCAUUCAUUUGUUUUGAGCACUUGCACCAUUAACUUUGAAUUCCAUCGAAAAUAAAAAAAAUGAGUUACUUGUUCAAGAGGGUGUUUUUCUUAAUACUAAAGUUUUCUUCUCUGAAUAGCAUUAACAUUUAGUGUGCGUUUGUGUGAGCUUAAUAAUGCUCUGUGAAAACUUCAAUCAUGCCUUACUGUAAACUGUUUUUUUAGGAUUUUUUGAGUUUUCAGAGUUAUACAUUUGAAACAAAACAAUUAUGUAUUGUAUUGAACAACUGGUGUACAUUUAGUUUUGAAAUGCUUGCUCUUCCCUGUGCAUGGUGUACAUAUUUGAGAAGUAAUAAAUAAAACGUUGCCUUUGAUAUGAGGAUGCAGUGUCUGUUAGUUCAAAAAAUGCUUUAUAUUUUUGACUUUUCCUAUUAAUUAUGUGUAUUUUUAUUUAUUUCAGUAUUAUGAAAAUAUGAUCUUUGUAAAUUAUUUUGGCCAUAAAUCUGAAAGUAUUUUUAAUUGCUCCUUAUGAAAUGAGAAAUAAAAAUUCUUAGUUUUAUUGUCACUCUUCUCUUUUUAUGGAAAAACAAAUCUCGAUAUCAGACUGUACUGGUUUUUACUAUCAACUGUAAUUAACCUAAAAAUUAUAGUUUUAUUUUUUUCUCUCCUCAUUGUAACUCAAAUGUUAAUUUGUCAUUUGAGUAUUUGGUUUUAAAAGGAACUAUCUCAGUUUGAUUAUGACAAAAAGACUUUGUUUUUUAAUAAAACAUAUGUAAUAAAAAAAAACUGGUGUUUUACCGCAUCAAUUUUUAUCAGUUUUUUCUGUAUAUGCGAUAUUUUUUGUUGUGGAAUUGGCAUUCCUGUGUAAGUUUUUAUUCAUUUGUGCCUGUUUUCUGUGUUUAGAUAUUCUUUACGAACACCUCAAAAAAUAAAGUGAAACUUAUUUCACUUUUGUGUUUUGUACUAAAGUAUGUUUCUUUUGAAUCAUAAAUUGAACUGUGAAAUGUAAUAUAAUUUACAUGUUUAUUGAAUAUUUAAAUACUCUAUAAAAUAAAAUUAUUGCUGACA